CUGUAGCACUGCAAAGGAGAAACUCUGCAACUUUUUCUCGAUGAUUCUAUAGCCAACUGAUGUAACAAUGGUACUAAUACUGGGACGCAGACUGAACAGAGAGGAGAGCGGGAUACGAGAUUCCCCUGCAACCAAGCGGAAAGUGUUUGAAAUGGACCCAAAAUCGUUGUCAGGCCCUGAGUUUUUUGACUUCUCCUCGGGAUCAUCCCACGCUGAAAGCAUUCUCCAGAUCUUCAAUGAGUUUCGAGACAGCCGCCUGUUCACAGAUGUCAUUAUCUGUGUGGAAGGAAGGGAGUUCCCCUGCCACAGAGCCGUUCUCUCAGCCUGCAGCAGCUACUUCAGAGCCAUGUUUUGCAACGAUCAUAGAGAAAGCAGAGAGAUGUUAGUGGAGAUCAAUGGCAUUUUUGCUGAAGCUAUGGAUUGCUUUUUGCAGUAUGUAUACACUGGCAAGGUGAAAAUCACGACGGAGAACGUGCAGUAUCUCUUUGAAACAUCGAGUCUCUUUCAGAUCAGUGUCUUGCGUGAUGCCUGUGCCAAGUUCCUGGAAGAACAGCUGGAUCCUUGCAAUUGCCUGGGAAUCCAGCGCUUUGCAGAUACGCACUCGCUCAAGACACUCUUCACCAAGUGCAGGAAUUUUGCUCUGCAAACAUUUGAAGACGUGUCCCAGCAUGAAGAAUUCCUCGAACUGGGGAAGGAUGAGCUUAUUGAUUAUAUUUGCAGUGAUGAACUGGUGAUCAGUAAGGAGGAGAUGGUGUUUGAGGCUGUCAUGCGCUGGGUGUACCGCGCGGUUGAGUUGCGGAGGCCAGUGUUACACGAAAUUCUGACGCAUGUCAGGCUCCCGUUGUUGCACCCAAACUACUUUGUUCAGACUGUGGAAGUGGACCAGCUGAUUCAGAAUUCCCCAGAGUGCUAUCAGCUGCUGCACGAAGCCAGACGAUACCAUAUCCUUGGCAAUGAGAUGAUGUCUCCCAGAACCAGGCCACGCAGAUCAACUGGUUAUUCUGAGGUGAUAGUUGUUGUUGGAGGCUGUGAACGAGUUGGAGGGUUUAAUUUGCCAUACACUGAGUGCUACGAUCCUGUAACAGGAGAGUGGAAGUCACUGGCUAAGCUUCCAGAGUUUACCAAGUCUGAGUAUGCAGUGUGUGCUCUACGGAAUGAUAUUCUUGUUUCAGGUGGAAGAAUUAAUAGCCGGGAUGUUUGGAUUUAUAACUCUCAACUUAACAUUUGGAUCAGAGUUGCCUCCUUAAAUAAAGGCAGAUGGCGUCAUAAAAUGGCUGUUCUUCUUGGUAAAGUGUAUGUUGUUGGAGGAUACGAUGGGCAGAACCGCCUCAGCAGCGUAGAGUGUUACGAUUCCUUUUCUAACCGGUGGACAGAGGUGGCUCCCCUUAAAGAAGCUGUGAGCUCUCCAGCAGUCACCAGCUGUGUGGGCAAGCUCUUUGUGAUUGGAGGUGGUCCUGAUGACAACACGUGUUCUGACAAGGUUCAGUCUUACGAUCCUGAUGCUAAUUCUUGGUUGCUCCGUGCAACUAUCCCUAUCGCAAAACGAUGUAUCACAGCCGUGUCUUUAAACAAUCUGAUCUACGUUGCUGGUGGGCUUACCAAAGCAAUAUACUGCUAUGAUCCAAUUGAGGACUACUGGAUGCAUGUACAGAAUACAUUCAGCAGACAGGAAAAUUGUGGUAUGUCUGUUUGUAAUGGAAAAAUCUAUAUCCUUGGUGGAAGACGAGAAAACGGCGAAGCCACAGACACUAUUCUCUGUUACGACCCUGCAACGGGCAUUAUCACAGGAGUGGCAGCCAUGCCCAGGCCAGUAUCCUACCACGGCUGUGUGACCAUACAUAGAUAUAAUGAAAAAGGCUUUAAACUGUAAUCUUUUUCCUGAAAAAAAAAGAAGAUGAUGGCAUGAAUGAAUCCAGUGGUCUGCUGCAACACAGGCUUUUUAAAGAUUCCUGGAGUGGGAGAAUCCCCUUUCCCUGCCUAAGUGUCAUAUGAAAACUAUAUCCUGUGCCUUUAGAUAAAGGGUUAAUUUAACUUGCAAAACGAGACUACAAAUCUACACGGUAACCAGAGGGCAGUUACAUUUGCUGUGGCUCUGAUACAGGAGCAGUAACAGUACAUUGUACUGGUGUUCAGAAAGUUUGCCCUAUGUAUGAGAUCUGUAAUGAAAAUCUUGGAAGCUUUUUGGGGAAAGUGCCUUCACAAGCAUUUGUGUCUGUGUCCUGAGAAGCUGUAUCUGCAAGGUGUUUCAGGUUCUGCUAAUUGGAAAAAUAGAUAGACAAGGAAAUGUCAAAGAAUGAUUUAGGAUAAUUGCCUACAGAUCAAAAAAAUGCCUAUAUCAUUUGUAAUUCAUAGCUUAUUAUUCUUACAAGCAGAUUGCUUGCCUCAACCAAGUGGAUUUUAUGUCAGAUCAUGCAUGGUUUGGAAUUAAAAACGACCACAAAAAAAUAACCAACCACAAAAAAACCCCAAAACACACUGCAGACCUUGGAAUCCUUGGGU
Molecule: messenger RNA, 2499 nt
Organism: Dryobates pubescens (Downy woodpecker)
Lineage: Eukaryota; Metazoa; Chordata; Aves; Piciformes; Picidae
Gene: KLHL24
Product: kelch like family member 24
Exons: 6
Coding region: 68-1870 (600 amino acids)
Molecular function (GO): protein binding
Source: RefSeq, a predicted model, not a curated record